This is a messenger RNA of Prorocentrum cordatum, 1382 nucleotides long. The record is from the annotation of a GenBank genome assembly. Lineage: Eukaryota; Dinophyceae; Prorocentrales; Prorocentraceae.
CCAUCCUCCAUCCCAUCCCCAUCCACCUUGCACUGCUGCUUUCGCUUUUUCUCCGCGCCCCCGCUUUUUCUCUCUCUCUCUCUCUCUUUCGCAGUCCCUUCCCCCGUCCCUGUAUCCCUGGUUCGAGGCUCGACAUCCACCCGCAGUGGGAUAGACAGCCAGGUGGUCCAAACUGCCCGCGGUCAGCAUGGCUGCCCUUCGCCUUAUCGUAGCGAUUACCGCCAUUUCUUUCGCGUGCAAGGCGUCGCUUCUGCACAACGCGCAGGUGCCCGACCUUGUGGCCACCAAGGAGCAACUCCUGAAGUCUCAGGUCUUCCAGGAGAAGGUCAAGCAGGCCUGCGGAGGUACCGAGGAGCGUAACCGACAGGCGUGCGCCUCAGGGGCCACGGAGGGGCUGUUCUGCCAGCUGCUAGCGCGGCAGCAGCCAGAGCUUGCAAAGCAGGAGGGUUGCAAUGGGAACGCGGUCCAGAUAAAGCCCCCGUCGCUCGUCCAGCUCCAGGCGAGCAGGGGUCCAGAAGACGACCUCGCCCAGGAGAUGACGCACGACCUGGAGAUGAAUUUCAACAAGAUCGCCCCCUUUGGGAAGGAGGACACCGCCAAGGAGCUCCAGGAUCACGCCGCAAAGACGCAAGACACUCUGGUCGAUGCCGUCGAGAAUGCGGAGGUCGCGGAGAUCAAGCGUGCUGUGUUCCGAGCUCUGACACGUCUUCGGGCGGCGACGAUCAAGGAGUUCGAUACCAUCGCUCGACUUGAGACACAGGCCAUCGACGCUUACAACGACGCACACCACUACCGCGCAGAGAACCCGCUGGCCCACCUCCACGAGGAUGAAGCGCCUGUGGAGACCGACAAGCUCAAGUCCUUUCACUGAGCCGGCGCUGGGGUCCUCCCCCUCCCCCUUGCACCUCCCCCUCCCCCCCUUGCUCGUCGUCAUCGUCCUCGUCCUCCUCCUCGCCUGCCUCCAACUCCAUCUGCUCGCCGUCCUGCCUGGAAUCAGCCCGGGAUGCACGAGCUAGCCUGGCCCCGUCUCUUCCGCACCCUCCUCCUGAGGGCCUUCCAGGACCGAGGGUCCAGGUCUUUGGAGGAUCGGGUCUUGAUGGGGUACCUUCGACAUGGCUUGGUUCCUGCCGUGACUGCCCGUGAGGAGGCCCUUCAGUUCAUCCUCUUCAUCGUUCUCCUUCUUCUUCCUCCUUCUCCUCAUCCACCCUCCUGGAUGAAGGCGAACAGUUGAACUCCGUUCUAUGGGGCGUGAAUUACGUCACAUCCACCGUACCAGUUCGUCGUCUUCCCCCUUCUGAUUUCCUCUCCAGUUUGGCGAAUCCUCGGCUGCACGCUUUGGGAGGCAAACACGGGCAUCAGGCUUGCUUUGCGUUGUCGUGGAA